GCUACCAAUUUUCGCUACAAACAGGGAUAUGGUCACAAGGGAAAGAAUGGCAAAAGGGGUCAUCAGGCUGAGGAACGUUUGGUGAAGCAGCAUAGGAGCUCAGUUGAGGCACCUAAAAGUUCAAGCCUUCAGUUGGCUGUGUCUGGUAGUGGUUUAGAUGUUGGAUGCGUUUUUGGGCUCUACCUUGGAAGACUUAGUGGUCUCGGAUGGUCAACUUGUGGAUGGAGUGUCAGUUCCUGCAGGGGUUUCUGAUAUGAGGGUUCGCAAAAAUUUAUUCCCAGGGACAGUGGUGGCAAGUGAUUCUGAUAUAAUCAAUAUGGAGCUGAUGCAGCAGGAGGUGACUUUUACGGAGGUUUUGGGUGACUUCCUGGCUCAAGAUUUCCCUCCUAAGGAGGGUCAAUCGCUAGCUUUUCUGGGCGCAAUCCCGGAGGAGAGGGGUACUGAAACAGAGGUAUCCCCACAGGGGGAAGCAGAGGCAGAGGGGGAAGAAGAAGCAGAGGGAACGGAGGACUUUCUGGUAGAGGAGGAGGCUAAUGUUGAGGAUCUCUCUGAUCAGGGGCUUGCGGAGGAUAUUUCCAAGGACACACUCCCAAGUGAUGAGACUGGUGGUACGUUUCCACCACCGCGGUCUAAAGUGGUCAAGGGUAAGGGGUUUCUUCAAGGGGUGAGUACCAAGAAGCGGAACAUGGUCACUAUGGCGUCGCCUCGUAAGAAGGUUGUUACUAAGGGUGCAGGUCUGAUGGGUAAGGUGGGUUCUUCUCACCAGGGAGGGAAGCCUCCGAGUAAUGCGGCUGCCUAAUGCAAGUUAUAAGCAAGUGUGGGCAAGGGUGUGGGUUCUCCUCCCAUCUUACAAGGAGAGGGUCUUAUAUUUGGCAGCAGUCUUUGUUUUUUUUUACCUUAGGUUCUUUCGCUUUGCACAAUUUUCUGCUUUUGAAUAAUUUACCAUCGGUUGUUCUGUAUGGUUUUCGUUGUUGUUUGCUUCUUUUUCCCUUCGUUGGUUAUGAUUAUCUGGGUUUGGAUAAUUGUGGUUGUAUUCAUUUUGUUCGUGUCUUAAUAAA
Molecule: messenger RNA, 1058 nt
Organism: Camelina sativa (false flax)
Lineage: Eukaryota; Viridiplantae; Streptophyta; Magnoliopsida; Brassicales; Brassicaceae
Source: RefSeq, a predicted model, not a curated record